Messenger RNA from Culicoides brevitarsis, 1606 nucleotides. Its product is annotated as dual specificity protein phosphatase 15. Lineage: Eukaryota; Metazoa; Arthropoda; Insecta; Diptera; Ceratopogonidae. Gene Ontology annotation, biological process: protein dephosphorylation; signal transduction. The record is from RefSeq and is a predicted model, not a curated record. The coding region runs from base 395 to 1606 and encodes 403 amino acids. Gene Ontology annotation, cellular component: cytosol. The transcript is spliced from 2 exons. Gene Ontology annotation, molecular function: protein tyrosine phosphatase activity; protein tyrosine/serine/threonine phosphatase activity.
UUUAUACAAACCACUGUCUGACUUUCAUCGUUACCGUUGUGCUCUAAAGUGACGACAAAACCUUGUGAUAAACAAUUCUUUUUUACAUACAAAAAAAAAAGUUGUCAACAUGAAUUUUUCUCUAUUGCCCGUUUACACUUUCUACAAGAACUUCCCACUUUUUGGAUGCCCCGCAAUGGGCACAGUCCGAAUUUAAACUCGACCCGGAACAAAAAAUAAGCAAUGAUCAUUUCUCUGUGAUUUCUCAGUGUGUUAACAACAACAUGUCGUCGCGUCUUGGAGAAUCCUUUCGACAUCCUUUCGUUGUUGUUGUUGUAAAUUUUUAAUAUAUUUAUUGUUGAUCUAUAUACAAUUGACGUGAAAUCUGCGAAUAAAACGCAAAAAAAGACACAAAAUGGGGAAUGGCAUGAACAAAGUGUUGCCCGGACUGUAUGUUGGCUCGUAUCGGGACUCCAAGGAUGUCAAUCAACUGGAAAAAUACGAAAUAACUCACGUAAUUGCCAUUCACGAUAGUCCCAAGAGGCUCUACGCUAAUUUGCAUUAUCUCAUGAUUAUGGCGUCAGAUUCGCCGGACCAGAAUUUGACGCAAUACUUUCCACUCUGCAACGAUUUCAUACACAGCGCUCGACUGCAAGAGAAAAACGUGCUGAUCCACUGUCUCGCUGGCAUGAGUCGCAGCGUCACGGUCUGCGUGGCAUACAUCAUGUCGGUAACGAACCUCAAUUGGCAGGAAGCUCUCAAGGUUGUGCGUUCGGGCCGCCAAAUCGCGAAUCCCAACAAAGGCUUCCAAAGCCAACUGCAAGACUUUGAAAUGUUCAAGCUCGAAGAAGAGCGCCUCCGACUUAAAGAACGCUACCCAAGUCUCGCCCUCAUCGACUUUGAUCGCGAAAACUGUGAUAUCGCGCUCAAAAACUACGAAGUGAUGCUCGCGCGCAAGACGAUCUGCGAGGGAAGCUGCAAAAAAGGUGAAAAUUGUCCCACCGGAGUGUGUCGCGCGGACCAGAAAGCCAAUCUCCGGCGGAAACAAUCACAAUCGAGUAACUUGAGUCUGAAUUCCAUCACAUCCACAUCAUCCAACAGCAGAACGCGAUCGUGUCCCUCGUCGCCGCGUCACAGCAAACAUCUCGAUUCUGCCUCGCGAUGCGUUUCGUUGCAAGAUGACGACGAAAUCAUGGAGCUCCGUGACAGCAUUCCGCGUCCCUCGUCAAUGUCCCUGAGUCGCAGUUCGAGUAUCGCAAGCAAUCAUCACGCGAAUCGCGGAUAUCAGGGACCACGUGGUCUGAUGUCGUACACUUCGCCUUCGACGAGCAAAAUUCCGACUUCGGCACCGCCAUCACUGCGAAAUUCCCGCAUUGAUUUGUCAUCUUCGGCGUAUGGAUGUUCGCCCGGCAGCAGUGGGAGUUCGAGCGGAAGACCAUCGAGUGCAGGGACCGUCAUAAAUGUCGUGAGUCGAUCGAAAUUGGACCGCACAGCAUCUCGCACAUCGCUUUCGUCGCUGCAACGUGGAAGUAGCGCGAGCAGCAAUAGUAGCGGAAGUGGAAAUAUCCCCACAGGAAAACCUCCUCCGUCGCCCAAACGGACCCUCAGGCGAUAUAAUGCCUCUUAA